AUGGCCUCACAAGCACUUUCCGCGCCUAGCAGGGAUCCCCAAACCCUAAUCGCCCUCGAAGCAAGCCCCGAGCAAACCUUCCAAUCCUUCACAGCCGACACCGCCUGGACCCUCGGCACUGCUCUCCGCGAGCGCAUCCUCUCCCUCCCAAGCACCCAGCGCAAGCCCGCGCUGAUCUCCAUCGCCUCCGCCACAGCGACAGGCGGCGGCCCUCCACACAUCCUCUUCCAGUGCGCGACAGAGAGCGGUACCGUGCCCGACAACGAAAACUGGGUGCGGCGCAAGCGCAACACCGUGCUGCGCUGGGGCAUCUCGAGCUGGGCGAUGCGGCAGAAGACGAUUGCGGGGCUUGGCGCGGGGGCUCCGGCGGCGGAGGUCGAGAGCGCGUUCGUGAAGAAGUUCGCGCUCGCGAGCGGUAAUGGGGGCGCGGUGGCGGAUGAGUAUGCUAUUCAUGGAGGUGGGUAUCCGAUUCGAGUGCGUGGGGUUGAGGGGGUGGUUGCGGUGGCGGUUGUUAGUGGAUUGAAGCAGGAGGAUGACCAUCAGGUUGUGGCGGAGACUAUCAAGGAGGUGCUUGCACGGGGCAAUUGA
Molecule: messenger RNA, 588 nt
Organism: Penicillium chermesinum
Lineage: Eukaryota; Fungi; Ascomycota; Eurotiomycetes; Eurotiales; Aspergillaceae
Product: DUF967 domain protein
Exons: 2
Coding region: 1-588 (195 amino acids)
Biological process (GO): post-translational protein targeting to endoplasmic reticulum membrane
Cellular component (GO): TRC complex
Source: RefSeq, a predicted model, not a curated record